Gossypium raimondii (Peruvian cotton) is the source of this 2350-nucleotide messenger RNA. Its product is annotated as cytochrome P450 86A8. The record is from RefSeq and is a predicted model, not a curated record. Gene Ontology annotation, molecular function: iron ion binding; monooxygenase activity; oxidoreductase activity, acting on paired donors, with incorporation or reduction of molecular oxygen. The transcript has a single exon. Lineage: Eukaryota; Viridiplantae; Streptophyta; Magnoliopsida; Malvales; Malvaceae. Bases 496 to 2079 code for a protein of 527 amino acids.
CAAAACAUUCUACUAUGUUUUGGUCUGUCUGAACCCUUUCAUUAUUUUCUUUCCAUAGCUUCAUUGCCAUCAUCUGUCUUUUAUAUUUUAUUUUUUACAGUCUUUUAUCUGUCUGUCUUGGUUCCUCAACUAAACUCAUUUAAUUCUCUUUAUUCAAUGCUUGAAUUUAAGACCCUCUAGUGUUUUUUCUUUUCUUUUUUGAUCUUUAAGGAGUUUCAACAACCUCUCAGUGCAUUUAUGGUGGUGCAUCUGAUGGUUAGACACUAAAGAAAGGAAGAAACAAGUUGGUGCAAUUGAAGGGAACAGUCUGUCUCUAGUAAUUGCUUCUCUUUAUAAUUUCACCUAUAAAUCCUAUUUCUUAGUGUUUUUUACUUUGCUUUUUAUUCUGAGUAAUACCCAUUUUGAGGAAUAGUCUUUCCUGAGAAAAAUAAAGUUUGUUUUUUCCUGAGAAAAUUUCUUCGGUAGAAGGGGUUGUUUUGUUAUAGUUGUAAUAGUAUGGAUAUAUCGACUGCCUUGCUCCUUUUGGCAGCUAUCACAGCUUACCUACUGUGGUUCACGUUCAUCUCACGGUCUCUUCGUGGUCCACGUGUCUGGCCUCUAUUGGGCAGUCUUCCUGGCUUGAUCAAGAACUGUGACCGCUUGCAUGACUGGAUCUCCGACAACCUCCGUGCUUGCGGUGGGACGUACCAGACCUGCAUUUGUGCCGUCCCGUUCUUGGCCCAGAAACAAGGUCUCGUGACGGUCACGUGCGAUCCGAGGAAUUUGGAACACAUCCUCAAGACGCGUUUCGACAAUUACCCCAAAGGUCCUACGUGGCAGUCCGUGUUCCAUGAUCUGCUCGGUCAAGGAAUCUUCAACUCGGAUGGUGACACGUGGCUAUUCCAGAGGAGGACUGCCGCGCUGGAAUUCACCACCAGGACUCUUCGCCAAGCGAUGGCUCGGUGGGUCACUCGAGCCAUCAAGUUCCGGUUCUGCCCCAUCCUUGAAGAAGCUCAAGCCAAAAGCGAGCCGGUUGAUCUACAAGACGUAUUGCUUCGGCUCACGUUUGAUAACAUUUGCGGAUUAGCUUUUGGAAAAGACCCGGAAACAUGCGCUCAGCGGCUCCCCGAGAACGGCUUCGCUUCAGCUUUUGACCGAGCCACCGAAGCAUCUCUUCAAAGGUUUAUUUUGCCAGAGGUUUUAUGGAAGCUUAAGAAAUGGCUUCGGCUUGGAUUAGAAGCCAGUCUGAGCCGAAGCCUCGUCCACAUGAAUGAGUAUUUAUCCGACGUGAUCGUUACACGUAAGCAAGAACUGCUGAGUCAGCAGAAAGAUGGGAACCCACACGACGAUUUGCUCUCAAGAUUCAUGAGGAAAAAAGAAUCCUACUCGGAGGAAUUUCUCCAACACGUUGCACUGAAUUUUAUUCUAGCGGGACGUGACACUUCAUCCGUUGCUCUUUGUUGGUUUUUUUGGCUCCUCACUCAACAUUCAACUAUUGAAGAUAAAAUUCUACAUGAAAUUUGCACCGUCCUAAUCGAAACACGUGGUAUUGACACGUCAACAUGGUUCGAUGAGCCUUUAGGAUUUGAAGAAGUUGACCGAUUGAUAUAUAUGAAGGCAGCAUUAUCUGAAACCUUAAGGCUAUACCCGUCGGUGCCGGAGGAUUCAAAGCAUGUCGUGGUGGACGACGUGUUUCCGGACGGAACGUUUGUGCCAGCAGGUUCGUCGGUAACAUAUUCAAUAUAUUCGGUGGGGAGAAUGAGGUCGAUUUGGGGUGAUGAUUGCCUCGAGUUCCGUCCCGAGAGGUGGUUAACGGCUGACGGCAAGGAAUUCAUCAUGCACGACUCGUACAAAUUCGUGGCAUUCAAUGCUGGGCCAAGAAUAUGUUUGGGAAGAGGCUUGGCUUAUCUUCAAAUGAAAUCAGUGGCAGCGGCAGCGCUGUUGAGGCAUAAGCUGACGGUAGCGCCUGGGCAUAAGGUGGAGCAGAAGAUUUCGCUGACAUUGUUUAUGAAAUAUGGGCUUAAAGUCAACGUGCAUGGCAGAGAUUUGGGAGCCAUUGUUGAAAAGAUUAUCAACGAACAAAAAUUGCAUGGUAAAUGAGGGUUUCACGGUUGAGGAUAUUUAAGGCAUGGCGGCGGCGCGUGAGUGACGGUGGAAUGCAGAGUUCAAAUCUAUUGGUUAAAAUUUCAAUUUCGUGUAAGGAAACUAGGAAGUGGGGGCCAUGCUGAUAUUGAGGUUAAUAUCACAGAGGUUUUAAUUCAUGACCUUGGCGUAUACUUUAAUAUUAAAUUCUUGUUUUUUUCUUUGUGGGGACAUUUUGAAAUUGCUAUUCUAUAAAAUUCUUUUAUCUUCUUUCUUCGAUCUUUCAUAA